AUGUCCUCGACCUUACUGCCCCUGCGGACCGUCCUGGCCCGACCGGCAGCCUCACACUUUUGCCCUGCACAAUCCACAUGCCAUCGCGCCGCGAGGGCCUUUGGCACGUCCUCCGCCCUCCUCGCCACGGGCUACCCUUACCAAGGCGUGCCUCGCGACAGCCACGGCCUCUCCGUGCCCAUCCCUAAGCCCAGCUCCAGGUCCCCCGAGAUCCCGCCCUACCCAUAUGGACCCCGCCGGGUUUACAAGCAGUCCAAUGGCGGCCUCUACGGCUCCUCGCGCAUCCAGUUCGGCAACAAUGUCUCCGAGAAGCACGAUGUCAAGACCCCUCGCAAGUGGCGCCCCAACGUCCAGCGCCGGCGGCUGUGGAGCGACUCGCUGAGCUGCUUCGUCCAGACCAGGGUCACCACGCGCGUGCUGCGCACCAUCGACAAGGCUGGAGGCCUCGACAACUACCUGCUCGGCGACAAGAGCCAGCGCAUCAAGGACCUGGGGCCGUGGGGGUGGAAGCUGAGGUGGAGAAUCAUGCAGAGCGAGACCGUCAAGCUGAGGUUCGCCGCGGAGAGGAUGGCCCUGGGGCUCCCGCCAAAGUCAGACGGUGUCUUGGAAGCUGAGGCCCUGCAAGAGGCGAUCCUUAUGGGCUUGAUACCCGCUGGUGCCCCUGCCCAGCAGACGCAGCAGCUCAUGGCCGAAACUCAGCAGAUGAUAGAUGGGGACGAGGACUUUGUCAUCGGCAAGGAUGAAGGCUUCAUGAAGGAGCAAGCGCCAUGA
Molecule: messenger RNA, 771 nt
Organism: Diaporthe batatas
Lineage: Eukaryota; Fungi; Ascomycota; Sordariomycetes; Diaporthales; Diaporthaceae
Product: mitochondrial 54S ribosomal protein YmL24/YmL14
Exons: 1
Coding region: 1-771 (256 amino acids)
Cellular component (GO): mitochondrial large ribosomal subunit
Molecular function (GO): structural constituent of ribosome
Source: RefSeq, a predicted model, not a curated record